Rubroshorea leprosula is the source of this 516-nucleotide messenger RNA. The record is from the annotation of a GenBank genome assembly. NCBI's taxonomy places the organism in Eukaryota, Viridiplantae, Streptophyta, Magnoliopsida, Malvales, Dipterocarpaceae.
AGGUUCCUUGCGAACCCACCCAGGCGCUGGGUUCGCAAGGACGCUUGCUUGGGUUCGCAGUUCGCAAGGAACCCAAGCAUGCUGGGUUCGCAAGGACGUUUGCUUGGGUUCGCGUUCCUUGCGAACCCAGCGCCUGGGUUCGCAAGGAACCCAAGCGUGCUGGGUUCGCAAGGACGCUUGCCUGGGCUCGCAUUGAACCCAGCGCCUGGGUUCCUUGCGAACCCAGAUGAGGAAGGCAAGGUAAGGCAGUUGCUGGGUUCCUGUGUAGGUGCUGGGUUCGAUUUUUCAAUUCGAACCUACCAGCCGCUAGGUUUUUGCAGGUGCUGGGUUCGAAAUCGAACCCAGUAGGCGGUGGGUUUCAUUUCAAACCCAGCGGGUGCUAGGUUUGAGCAGCUGCUGGGUUCUUGCAAGUGAGGCUCUGGGUUUCGUUUCGAACCCAGUAGCCGUUAGGUCAAGUAUCUAUUGAGUUUAAUCUGUUGAUUUGUUGUGUUAUUCUCGAAUUUAAUAUUAAGAGUU